AAGUUCCUGAUCUUACCAUCCAGCUGGAGAGCUGCCACGAUGCUUCAGAACCAGAUGCCUGCUUGGGUUUCCCACUCCCUGCCAGACCCAUGCCAAGCAGAAGAUGGCAGGUACUUGACCUCCUGUGCCUUGAAGGAGGGGCCAUCUCCAUGCCAUCUGUUGACAGUCAGGGUCAUCGGCAUGAAAAAUGUCCGGCAGGCUGAUUUGUUGAGUCAGACAGACUGCUUUGUCACCCUCUGGCUGCCUACUGCCUCUCAGGAGAAGCUGAGGACCAGAACUAUCUCCAACUGCCUACACCCAGAGUGGGAUGAAAGCUUCACCUUUCAGAUCCAGACUCAAGUAAAGAACGUACUAGAGCUGAGCGUCUGUGAUGAAGACACAUUGACACCCAAUGACCAUCUCUUGACAGUUCUCUAUGAUCUCUCCAAGCUCUGCCUUCGGAAUAAAACCCAUGUGAAGUUUCCACUCAACCCAGAGGGCAUGGAAGAACUGGAGGUGGAGUUCCUGCUCACAGAGAACCUCUCUUCACCCGAGAUGCUCAUCACCAAUGGUGUGAUUGUGUCUCGACAAGUCUCUUGCCUGGAGGUCCAUGCAGAAUCCAGGAGGCCGAGGAAGAGGAAGAAAAAUAAAGACCUCCUGGUGAUGGUGUCAGACUCCUUCGAGAAUACUCAGUGUGUCCCACCCUGCCUGGAGCCCUGCUGCGGCAAUCCAGCCUGUUUCCACUACCCUAUGUACUUCCAGCCUCAGCUGCACGCAGAGGCACCAGAGAGCCGCUGGGACUGUGGGCUUUGCUGCUGUGGAACACGCAGGAAUGGCCCUGUCUGCCAGCCCCUCGAUUGCCUUUCUGACGGCCAGGCAGUGACCCUGCCUGUGGGAGAGAACUAUGAAUUACACAUGAAAUCCACACCCUGCCCUAACACACUGGAUGUGCGGCUUGGAUUCAACCUGUGCCAGGAGGAGGUGGAGUUUCUGCAGAAGCGGAGGGGGGUGGUGACCAAGGCACUAAGCCAGGUGCUACAGCUGGAGGAGGACCUGCAUGAGGAUGAGGUACCACAGAUAGCCAUCAUGGCCACAGGGGGUGGCACAAGAUCUAUGGUUGCCUUGUACGGCCACCUGAUGGGACUGCAGAAGCUGAACCUUCUGGACUGUUCCACUUACAUCACUGGCUUGUCAGGUGCAACCUGGACUAUGGCUACCUUGUACAGUGAUGCUGAAUGGUCUUCCAAAAAUCUGGAGCCGGCUGUCUUUGAGGCCCGGAGACAUGUUGUCAAAGAUAAGAUGCCUGCCCUGUACCCGGAUCAGCUCUGCAAAUGGCAAGAGGAACUCCGCCAGCACAGCCAUGAGGGCUACAAAACCACUUUCACAGACUUUUGGGGCAAGCUGGUUGAGUACAGUCUAGGAGAUAAGAAAAAUGACUGCAAACUGUCAGAACAGCGUGCUGCCUUGUGCCAGGGGCAAAACCCUCUGCCCAUCUACCUCACCAUCAAUGUCAAGGAUGAUGUAAGCAACCAGGAUUUCAGAGAAUGGUUCGAGUUCUCCCCCUACGAGGUGGGCAUGCAGAAGUAUGGGGCCUUUAUUCCCACCGAACUAUUUGGCUCCGAGUUCUUCAUGGGGCGGCUGAUGAAGAGGAUUCCUGAGCCAGAGAUGUGCUACAUGCUAGGUUUGUGGAGCAGCAUCUUCUCCCUGAACCUGCUUGAUGCCUGGAAUUUGUCCCACACCUCAGAGGAGUUUUUCUACAGAUGGACAAGGGAGAAACUGCAUGACAUCGAAGAUGACCCACUCCUGCCUGAAAUCCCUAGAUGUGAUGAUGCCAACCCCUUGGAGACCACAGUAGUGAUCCCAGCAUCAUGGUUAUCCAACACCUUCCGAGAAAUCCUUACACACAGGCCCUUCGUGUCUGAGUUCCACAACUUCCUAUAUGGGAUGCAACUGCAUACUGACUACCUACAGAACAAGCAGUUUUCUAUGUGGAAAGACACAGUCCUGGACACCUUCCCAAACCAGCUGACACAGUUUACAAAGCAUCUGAACCUGCUGGACACCGCAUUCUUUGUUAACUCCAGCUACGCGCCCCUCCUCAGACCAGAGAGGAAAAUUGACCUCAUCAUCCACCUCAAUUAUUGUGCGGGAUCCCAGACAAAGCCCCUGAAGCAAACCUGUGAAUAUUGCACCACGCAGAACAUCCCCUUCCCCAGCUACUCCAUCCAGGAGGAUGACAAAAGUCUCAAGGAAUGUUACCUGAUGGAGAAUCCCCAGGAGCCUGAUGCCCCCAUUGUGGCUUACUUCCCACUCAUCAACGACACCUUCCAGAAGUACAAGGCUCCAGGUGUAGAACGAAGUCCUGAGGAGCUGGAACUGGGCCAGCUGAACAUCUAUGGCGCCAAAUCUCCCUAUGCCACCAAGGAGCUGACGUACACAGAGGCCGCUUUCGACAAGCUGGUGAAGCUCGCGGAGUAUAACAUUCUCAAUAACAAAGACACACUCCUUCAGGCUGUGAGAUUGGCGGUGGAAAAGAGACGCAUGAAGAGCCGGUGUCCCUCCUAGGCCUGGGGAGCUCUGUUCAUCCUGUGUUUGCUUCUGUUGUCAGAAGCAUCGCCUCCUAAAGCCUGACCUCACAUGCCACUGUCCCUG
Phodopus roborovskii (desert hamster) is the source of this 2631-nucleotide messenger RNA. RefSeq names its product phospholipase A2 group IVE (gene Pla2g4e). Gene Ontology annotation, biological process: glycerophospholipid catabolic process. Gene Ontology annotation, cellular component: cytosol. The transcript is spliced from 20 exons. NCBI's taxonomy places the organism in Eukaryota, Metazoa, Chordata, Mammalia, Rodentia, Cricetidae. The record is from RefSeq and is a predicted model, not a curated record. Bases 40 to 2544 code for a protein of 834 amino acids. Gene Ontology annotation, molecular function: calcium-dependent phospholipid binding; calcium ion binding.